Trichechus manatus latirostris (Florida manatee) is the source of this 3913-nucleotide messenger RNA. RefSeq names its product erythrocyte membrane protein band 4.1 like 2 (gene EPB41L2). Gene Ontology annotation, cellular component: cytoskeleton; plasma membrane. The record is from RefSeq and is a predicted model, not a curated record. The transcript has 16 exons. Gene Ontology annotation, molecular function: actin binding; structural molecule activity. NCBI's taxonomy places the organism in Eukaryota, Metazoa, Chordata, Mammalia, Sirenia, Trichechidae. The coding region runs from base 118 to 2667 and encodes 849 amino acids.
AAACCUAGAGGAGGGAGGAGGCAGGCGCGGCAGCCUGGCGGCUGGGGCUGAAGCGGGACGGGUCCCUGCGGCGGCGAGCUAGCUCCUGAGGUGCGGCGUCGGGAAUAAGCUGUGAUCAUGACCACUGAAGUAGGCUCCGUGUCUGAAGUGAAAAAGGAAUCUGACCAGUUAGGAGCAGAUGCAACCAAGGAGAAACCUGAAGAAGUAGCAGAAAAUCAGCAGAAUCAAUCAUCCGACCCAGAGGAGGAAAAAGGUCUCCAGUCACCUCCUGCAGCUGAAAGCCAAAGUAGUCCACGCCGCCAGAAGAGAGAGAAGGAUCCAUCUGAGAGCAGGGGUAUUUCUCGAUUCAUACCCCCAUGGCUUAAGAAGCAAAAGUCAUAUAAUUUAGUAGUGGCCAAAGACGGAGGGGAUAAAAAAGGGCCUACCCAAGCUGUUGUGGAAGAACAGAUCAUAGAUAAAGAGGAGUCUCUUCCAGAAGAAGAGAGGCAGGCCAAGGGUGAUGCUGAAGAAACAGCUCGUAGAAAACAACAGGAGAUUAAGGCUGAAGUCAAGGAAGAGCAACCUUCAGUAAGCAUUGCUGAGGCACAGCCUGUUAAAGAAGAAAGUAAGGAGAGAGAAGAGGAGAAGGAGAAGGAAAUUCAGGAAGAAAAACCAGAAGGAGAAGCAGCAAAAAGGGAGACAAAGGAAGUGCAGACCAAUGAGCUAAAAGCAGAGAAGAUCUCCCAAAAAGCCACCAAGAAGACCAAAACUGUCCAGUGUAAAGUGACCCUCCUGGAUGGCACCGAAUACAGCUGUGACCUGGAGAAACGUGCUAAGGGACAAGUAUUAUUUGACAAAGUAUGUGAACAUCUCAAUCUCUUGGAGAAGGACUACUUUGGACUUUUGUUUCAGGAAAAUCCUGAGCAGAAAAACUGGCUAGAUCCUGCAAAAGAAAUAAAGAGACAGCUGCGAAAUCUUCCCUGGCUGUUCACCUUUAAUGUGAAGUUUUAUCCUCCUGAUCCUUCUCAGUUGACUGAAGAUAUCACCAGAUACUUCCUGUGCCUUCAGCUCCGGCAAGACAUUGCUUCUGGCCGCCUGCCCUGCUCCUUUGUGACUCAUGCCCUCCUGGGAUCCUACACACUGCAGGCUGAACUCGGGGACUAUGAUCCAGAAGAGCAUGGCCCUGAUGUCUUCAGUGACUUCCAGUUUGCCCCUACGCAGACUAAGGAGCUAGAAGAGAAGGUGGCAGAGCUACAUAAAACCCACAGGGGCUUAUCUCCAGCACAAGCUGAUUCUCAGUUCUUAGAAAAUGCAAAGAGGCUCUCCAUGUAUGGUGUUGACCUGCAUCAUGCGAAGGUACUGCUUGUGUCACCAGAGCAGCCACCAAAGGCCAAGUUCCUGACCUUGGGGUCCAAAUUCCGCUACAGUGGCCGCACCCAAGCCCAGACCCGCCAGGCAAGCAUCCUCAUUGAUAGGCCAGCACCACAUUUUGAGCGCACUUCUAGUAAACGGGUUUCCAGGAGUCUAGAUGGAGCUCUGAUUGGCGUUGUGGACCAAAGUCUUAUGAAGGAUUUUUCUGGCCCUGCUGGGGAGAUUUCAGCAUAUGGUCCUGGAGUUCUGAGUCCUGUUGGGAUACAAGAUGGAGAUGGCAGAAGGGAAGUCAGAACCCCAAGUAAAGCCCCACAUUUGCAGCUCAUUGAAGGAAAGAGUUCACAUGAGACUCUGAAUGUAGUGGAGGAGAAGAAGCAGGCAGAGGUUGGGAAAGACGAAAAAGUAAUCACAGAAGAAAUGAACGGUAAAGAGAUAUCACCUGGGAGUGGACCUGGGGAGAUUCGUAAAGUGGAGCCACUGGCACAAAAAGACUCCACCUCCCUGUCUUCUGAGAGCAGCAGCAGCAGCAGUGAGAGUGAAGAAGAAGAGGUGGGAGAGUACCGCCCCUACCACCGUGUGACCGAGGGCACCAUAAGGGAGGAGCAGGAGGAGUAUGAAGAAGAGACAGAGGAAGAGCCCGGCCGAGCAGCCAAGGUAGUAGAGAGGGAGGAAGCAGUGCCAGAAGCCAGCCCAGUCAAACAAGCAGGUGCCAAUAUAAUCACAAUAGAAACAGUGAUCCAAGAAAAUGUAGUUGCCCAAAAGGUAUCUGGAGAGAAGAGUGUAAACGAAGGUGCUGUUAAUAAGCAAGACACGAGAGAAGAAGCAGAGGAAGAGCAACAUAAAGUUAACGGAGAGGUGUCUCAUGUUGACAUUGAUGUUUUGCCACAAAUUAUUUGUUGUUCAGAGCCACCAGUGGUAAAAACAGAGAUGGUAACAAUUUCUGAUGCCUCACAAAGGACAGAAAUCUCCACCAAGGAAGUCCCCAUUGUCCAAACUGAGACCAAAACCAUCACAUAUGAGUCUCCGCAGGUUGAUGGCGGGGCUGGUGGUGAUUCGGGCACAUUACUGACCGCACAAACCAUCACAUCUGAGUCCGUGUCGACAACAACCACCACACACAUAACCAAGACUGUAAAAGGUGGAAUAUCUGAAACAAGAAUUGAGAAACGUAUUGUGAUCACAGGAGAUGCAGAUAUUGAUCAUGACCAGGCAUUGGCCCAGGCGAUCAAGGAAGCCAGAGAGCAGCACCCUGACAUGUCCGUCACAAGAGUGGUGGUGCACAAAGAAACAGAGCUGGCAGAAGAAGGGGAAGAGUAGUAAGAAAUUUGUUUCUUAAGCAACAUUCAACUUUGUGAACCUGAAGAAUUUUGACCAUUCCAAGUCUUAAUACCCCACCACUGCUCCAGCAGAUUUAUACUACAACUGGUAACAAUGACCAGGAGCCUGAAGAUUAAAAUGCCAACACCAAACCUUACCUUAACAGCUCUGGUCUAUACUGUUCCCCUGCAUUUUAAUAUAUUAUUUUGUUUUAUAACCACUUUUAAGUAUCUUUGGUUCUUUUUUUUUUAAUUAGGGGGUUUUUGUUUUCUGUUUACUUUGUGUACAACUGCCUGCUUUGUGUGACUCAUGUUGAUCUAAUGAUAGUGAACAAAGCCAGCCCAAGCUGGUAAGGUGCUGUUCACUUGAACAGGUGCUGUUGUGCGGAAAGGAAAUGCUAUGACUAAUUUAGAUAGUGGCUUUCUUUUUUCCAGAUUCUUUCCUUUGAAUUCUUACAGUAAAUAUUUGCAGAGUUUUCAGAUUGCAGUAAAUAUACUGUAUGAGAAAAUAUUAACACGGAUUAAAAGCAUUUUCUUACAUCUUGAAAAGUUUCUAAUGUUUUAGAAUUUCAUUGGGAAUAUUUUUUAUAUUGAACCCUCUUGACUUUCUAGUCCUGUGACUCUUUGCUUUCAGUGGAAAGUCAGAGAAUCUCCAGACUGGAGAAUUAUGAAGAAGUUUGUUGACCAUGCACUGUGUCUGGAAACCCUAUUGCACCACAGUGCCAUUGCUUCUCAGAAAACACACUCUUCGGCAGCAUUCCAGAAACAGGAGGGAGGGAAAAGAGAAAACUGUUUCUUCCCUUCUACUAAAAGACUCAGGCAGCUUAAAACCUUAGUGCUUUCUUUCUUAACAUGUCCAGAUUUCAAUAGCUUCCAUUAUUUGAACACUUGCGUAGAAUGCUUGCUUUGUAUUAAACCUCCUUGUCUACAUGUAAAACUUACCUUUUGUUAUUGAGCAGGUGUAUCUCUUUCAGAUAGUUUGAUGACUCGCACAGGUUUGAGGACGCUGGAGAGAGGAAUAGGGGCUGUGGUCGUCUUUUGUUGGUUAUAAAGAAAGCUAUACUGUUUAAAGCUGACACCAGAGACCUGAUAGGGAGUUAUUAACUGUAUUGAACAUUUUUUCCUUUGCUUUUGACACUAUGUAUAGUUAUGAUGCCAGAUUAGAUUUAUAGCAGCUUUAAGUUGUAUUAAAUGGUAUUUUGCUUUCUGUAAUACUGUUAUAAAAUAAAGUUUGUUUAUUCUCUAAA